Cherax quadricarinatus is the source of this 2370-nucleotide messenger RNA. The record is from RefSeq and is a predicted model, not a curated record. NCBI's taxonomy places the organism in Eukaryota, Metazoa, Arthropoda, Malacostraca, Decapoda, Parastacidae.
AUGACCAAAUUGGAUUACGACCAGAGUUUUGGGACAAAUUAUGGUCGUGACCAGAGAUCACCGGCUGGACUAAGAAGAGCCAGUUCUAGUGACACAGAUGCUAACUACGGUGAAAUUCACUUCAAGUCUCGACAUAAUGGACUUCCACGCACAGGUUUGGAAAGAAGAUAUGAUGAUGAGAAGAGAACGAGAGACUCUCGAGUGGACUCUGGCUCAGUGGACCUAGAGACUCCUCAGAGUCUAAGUCCUAAGAGUCCCCUAGAAGUAAUGCUCAACAGUCUUACACAAAGUACAGGCAGCUUACCUAGAAGUGGUUCCCGGGCAGGCAGUAGAGGAGAUAGUCCACGGAAGCCUGUGCCUCAGCCACGCACCAAGCACCUCAAGAAAGGAGGAAGUGUGCCAGCUUAUGUUACAAAGAGUGCUGACAGUCUUGACCUAGAGCUGGAUGGGUAUGACAAUACAGAGAGCACUGAUUCUAGUCAGCUUGCACGGUCAGGUGAUAGCCACUUGAGUGAUGAUGGCAGAAGAUCUAGAGCCAAGGAUGAGGCUCAUGACUACAGCGAGAUUUAUACACCCAGCUGUGACCACUCUCGUUGGCCGGGAGAUACGGAAACCAAUGGUGAAAAGCCCCCCACUCCACCCUUACACCGCUUCCCAUCAUGGGAGUCGAGAAUAUAUCAGGUGGCACAGGAGGGGCUGUCUUGCUCAGGUGUGGUUGCCCCUAGCAGUGAGGCUGCUUCUAGGUUAAGGAGUUCUGGCCUUGGUAGCUACCCAGAGAUACACGUCCCAGUUUAUGCUGCUGUGAAAGGCCGUGCCAGCCAAAUCAGGUCAGUUCCCUUCACUGGGGACUCCUCAGAUUCAUCAGAUGGUGAGGAUCACUGUGGAGGUUCAGACUCUCGGGGGCUUUCUUCCCACACUCCCUCAUCUUCAGCAGAAUCCUCCUCCAGCUCUCCUUCCAAGAGCAAGACAUCUUCACUUUCCCCAGCCAAACUGUCUGGCUCCUCGCCCUCUAAAAGUAUGAGAAGAGAAAGCCACCGGUUAUCUCAGGACACAGCUGAUUAUGCUGACUAUGCCAUCCCACCUGAUGCUAUGCCAGAGUCUCUGCAACAUUCUAUACCAGAUUCUAUACCAACCCUUAUACUUCUGGAUACAUCCUUUGAGUCUGGUGUGUCCGAUGAUUAUGCAAUCCCACCAGAUGCCCGAAGUGACACUGGAUCUCUUGAGUCAACAAUGGCACCCACGAUGAGUGCCAGGACAUCGUGUAUUGAGACUACGACCAACACACUCACCUCCAGCCAUAUUGGCACAAUUUCACCACGUCGAGAGAGCUCCUUGGAGAAAAUGGGCUACUUAACUAAGCUUGGAGGGAAACUUAAGACAUGGAAAAAAAGAUACUUUGUUCUCAAGGAUGGUACACUCACAUAUUGGAAAAGCCAGAGUGAUAUACAUCGCAAACCAGCAGGGCAAAUUACACUCAAUGAAGUUUGUCGUGUCACCCGAUCUGAAGGAGCUCACACCUUUGAGGUCAAUACUGGCAAAAAAACAUACUACCUCACUGCUGACAACACAGCUCUAGUAGAGGACUGGGUCAGAGUCCUACAGAAUGUGUUGCGACGUAACGCCACCAAGCUGCUGCUCAGCAAAGAAGACAACAAACCCACUUUGCAAGGCUGGCUUACAAAAGUCAAACACGGACAUGCACGACGAUGCUGGUGUGUUCUCAUUGGAAAAAUGUUCAUAUACUUCAAGAGUCCUAAUGACCAGAAUCCCAUUAGUCAAAUCAACAUGCGGGAUGCUCGGGUGGAAGAAGUAGAAAAGGUGUCCGAUUCAGAGGGGGAAGAAGCAGCCGAGGAUGACACUCCACGGGAAGACCUAACGAUUGGCAUUUUUCCCUCACAUCAAGGUCCAACCUACCUCAUCAUGCCAAACAAGCAGGAGAAGGAUAAUUGGCUGUAUCACCUAACAGUUGUCUCAGGAGGUGGUCCCAAUGCAGGGACUCAGUAUGAGCAGCUGGUGCAGAAACUCAUGGAGCUUGAUGGUGAUCCUAACUGUGUAUUAUGGCGCCACCCACUACUAUUACAUAGCAAGGAUCCCAUCACCUCUCCUUUAACCUCUCUCCCGUCCUCCCAGCUUCAGGCUGAAGCCAUUAAACUCUUUAAGGCAUGUCAGCUAUACACCUCAGUUUUGAUGGAUUCAUCAGGUAUAGACUAUCAUGUGGUUCUUUGUCAAAAUGCUCUCCAGCAGUGCCUCACUUACCCUGAACUACAACCUGAACUUCUCAGUGCAUUGAUCAAACAAACAUCGAAGCACCUGCAAGCCAAACCAGGGGUCCAGGUAACCAAGACACUGAACAAAAUCAAGCACUCCCGA